Ambispora leptoticha is the source of this 1197-nucleotide messenger RNA. The record is from the annotation of a GenBank genome assembly. NCBI's taxonomy places the organism in Eukaryota, Fungi, Glomeromycota, Glomeromycetes, Archaeosporales, Ambisporaceae.
AUGUUGAAUGCAAUUCUCAUCAUUUUUAUAUUCUUCCUUGUUACAUUUCUGAAAACUAAAGAUUUCUUUACUGUUCUUCCGAAUCUUUCAUGCAACAGCAUAACAACAACUGAUGAAAGACCAGUUUUUGAGAAAAACAUUACUCAAUGUACUCGAAUUCCGCCGCGUCUCUUAACGCCGGAAUCUGUUCACGAUUUACGUCCGGAUGAUAUCAAAUACGUUAUGGCUUUAGGAGAUAGUAUAACGGCUGGAUUCGCUGCAAAAGGACGGCUGUGUAAUGGUAGUCCAUUAACUUUGCGUAAUCUAAAUGAGAAUCGCGGUGUUAGUUUCGCGGCUGGCGGAGAUGAAAAUGCGGAAACGAUACCAAAUUUUAUUAAUUUUUAUCGUGGGGAUGUUGUUGGUGCUUCUGUCGGUGAUCACUUAGUUGAAGUUUGUGCAGGCAAAUUAUGCCCAAAAAAUCAAUAUAGACCUGAAGUGGACCGUCUAAAUGCAGCACAAUCGGCAGCGAGUGUAGUAAACCUUUUACAUGAAGUGCAGUAUCUCUUAGAGCAAUUGAAAAAAAUGCCAGCUGAUUUCACUAAAAGUUUCAAGUUCAUGAACCUAUUAAUUGGUGCCAACGACAUUUGCAAUAUUUGCACUACUGAAAAAGCUUCACCGCAUGAAUUCGAAUCAAAUCUCCGUGCAACACUGGAGAUUAUCGAACAAAAUGUUCCAAAUACUAUUGUUAAUAUAAUGGGACUUUUUAACGUUUCACAAGUGUAUGCUUUCUCUAAAGGGAAGAGUUAUUGUCGAUGGUUGUAUGUGUUGCCGCAGGUUCAGUUUGGUUGUGCAUGUGCUUUCUUACCUGGACGCCUUGGAGAGAUUAAUCGCGCACGAAUGGAUGAAAUCACCAUGAAAUACAAUCAAGCUAUUCAACGAAUAAUAGAUGAUUAUGCUUCACGUCCACCGAAACCUUCUUUUGGUCUUAUUUAUCAACAAUUUAAUCUUAAUUUAAUGACUUUUCCUAUAGAAGCAGUUAGUAAUAUUGAUUGUUUUCAUCCAAGCUUGCUUUCACAUCAGUAUACCGCAAAAGUCAUUUGGAAUAAUUUACCAGUCCCGCAAUUUUCGCGUAAUCCUGAUGUUGUUUGGGAUCCUGACCUGGGUACACGCUGUCUUAUGGAAGAUGAUCGUAUUCGUACAAUACAUGACAAAUCUUGA